GGCGGACGGGCGGGCGUGAGACCGGAGCUUCCCGGAUGUGGAGAAGCUGGGGAGGAGGCGUGGGAGGAAGAUGGAGCCGGCCGAGAAGGGGGCCGCCAGCUCCGCCGCGCACCCGCGGGGCCGCCCGGGCCGGGGGCGGCCGCCCAAGCUGCAGCGCAACGCCCGGGGCGGCGCGGGCCGCGGCCUGGAGAAGCCGCCGCACCUGGCGGCGCUGGUGCUGGCGCGCGGGGGCAGCAAGGGCAUCCCCCUGAAGAACAUCAAGCACCUGGCGGGGGUCCCGCUCAUCGGCUGGGUGCUGCGCGCCGCCCUGGACGCGGGGGUCUUCCAGAGCGUCUGGGUUUCGACGGACCAUGAUGAAAUUGAAAAUGUAGCCAAGCAGUUUGGGGCGCAAGUCCACCGAAGAAGCUCUGAAGUUUCCAAAGACAGCUCUACCUCGCUCGAUGCCAUCGUAGAAUUCCUCAGUUACCACAAUGAGGUGGACAUUGUAGGAAAUAUCCAAGCGACUUCUCCAUGUUUACAUCCCACUGAUCUUCAGAAAGUAGCGGAAAUGAUUAGAGAAGAAGGAUAUGAUUCCGUUUUCUCUGUCGUGAGGCGCCAUCAGUUUCGGUGGAGUGAAAUUCAGAAAGGAGGUCACGAAGAGACCACCAAACCUUUGAACUUGAAUCCGGCCAAACGCCCUCGCCGGCAGGACUGGGAUGGAGAGUUGUAUGAAAACGGCUCCUUUUAUUUCGCUAAGAGGCAUCUGAUAGAGAAGGGCUCCCUGCAGGGUGGCAAAAUGGCCUACUACGAAAUGCGGGCCGAGCACAGCGUGGACAUCGACGUGGACAUCGACUGGCCCAUCGCGGAGCAGAGGGUGUUGAGAUAUGGCUAUUUUGGCAAAGAGAAGCUUAAGGAGAUAAAACUUUUGGUUUGCAAUAUUGACGGAUGUCUCACGGACGGCCACAUUUAUGUAUCGGGAGACCAAAAAGAAAUAAUAUCUUAUGAUGUAAAAGAUGCUAUUGGGAUAAGUUUACUAAAGAAAAGUGGUGUGGAGGUGAGGCUCAUCUCAGAACGGGCCUGCUCGAAGCAGACGCUCUCGUCCCUGAAGCUGGACUGCAAGAUGGAAAUCAGCGCCCCUGACAAGCUGGCCAUCGUGGACGAGUGGCGAAAGGAGAUGGGCCUCAGCUGGAAGGAGGUGGCGUACCUCGGAAACGAAGUGUCCGACGAGGCUUGCCUGAAGAAAGUGGGGCUCAGUGGCGUCCCAGCCGACGCCUGCUCCACGGCCCAGAAAGCCGUCGGUUACAUCUGCAAAGCUAACGGCGGCCGCGGGGCGCUCCGCGAGUUUGUAGAGCACAUUUUCCUGCUGAUGGAAAAAGUCAAUAAUUCAUGCCAAAAAUAAAAAAAAAAAAAAAGAUCAGUGUAGGGUCGGGACAGAAAGCCGACGGCUUUCUCCAGCGGCUUUAUUUUUCAAGUGUGAUUAAAUUCAGUUCCAUGUGGUACAUGAUGUGUGAUACGUGAUUUGAUUUGUGAUCAUAUCUCAACCUCUUUUAAAAGCCAUCUCAAAUGGUCCUUCCAAACUAAUCAAACGAUUGUCCCCUGCUUUCUCAUUCUGCAAAAUAUUUAGGGAGUCGUGAUAGUUUUUAUUUCAGAUUUUUAGGAAAUCCAAGUAAGACCGUCACCAAAAUUCCCUUUGUUACUGUACCCUGUAAAUCUUUGUGUGUGUGUGUGUGUGUGUGUGUGUGUGUGUGUGUGUGUGUGUGCGUGUGUGCGCGCGCGCGUGCAAUCAGUGAUGCUCAGAUUUUAUUUGGGAACUGUGUCUGGUCAGACACGCCUUUCUGUUAAAUAAAUGACAUUUCACAAACUUGAUGAAA
Sorex fumeus (smoky shrew) is the source of this 1850-nucleotide messenger RNA. RefSeq names its product cytidine monophosphate N-acetylneuraminic acid synthetase (gene CMAS). The coding region runs from base 71 to 1378 and encodes 435 amino acids. Lineage: Eukaryota; Metazoa; Chordata; Mammalia; Eulipotyphla; Soricidae. The record is from RefSeq and is a predicted model, not a curated record. The transcript is spliced from 8 exons. Gene Ontology annotation, molecular function: N-acylneuraminate cytidylyltransferase activity.